UGAGACGUCACCGCCUGCACUUAUGCCUCUGGUUCCUCGUUUGUUUUCUUUACGGAGAUCAUAAAGAAUUGCACGACUUUGUCCUCCAAUCUUAAUUGCAAUGGAGGGAAGCGUCUCGAUGAAAAAAAGUACCGACAAGGUGGAAAUGCUGGGAACUUCUCCCACAUCCUCUGAGAAAGAAAUGAAGGAGCUCAACUUUCGUCCUUAUGAGAAGCGCGCUGCCAUUCCUCUCUGGGUUUGGGUGCUCUUGGUGAUAGCUUCCGUGCUGUUUUUAGCGGGGUUUAUCACUCUCAUGGUAGCUGUUACUAAGAAACCUUCCUGUGAGGGUGGCAAGGUUGAUGGUGAUAAAGGCAACGCUGGAAGCGAAGUAAGUACGCCUUCGGUUUGUAAAUUCUCAGCAGAAGCCGAUCGAGUGAACCUGCCUGACUUCUUGAAGAGAGUGCAUGAGGAACAUUACACGCAAAACAAGCACUACGUUAUUUGGCGGUCAGAUGUUGUUGAUAUGCAAGAACAUGCUAAGCGAAGGUAAAUUAUAAGUCGUAAGUCAAAUGUCCACAGAACUGAGAGAGUAAUUCGUUUAUAGUUUUGAAUUAAUUAACUUAAUUGAUUCCGUAGUCGGCUGCAAUCCGUGACAACCCUUGAUAUACUGAAAACAAAACAGUCGCAACAACCCAGUUAGUCUACAGUUCUCCCUCUUUUUCUGUACAAUGUGGGUAAGAAUCCUUGAAACGUUCAGAAAAGCUAGGAGGGAGAAGGGGGAAGCGUGGAAUGCCUUCAUAGGAGCAAUUUUAAUUAGAUAAAGCACAUUUCAUGAAAGCCUCUGAGUAUGAUAUUUCUGAAAGUGUCCCUACUCAUCUUUACGGGGCUUCUAUUAAUAGACUUUCCCUGACUUUUCCCUAUAAUAUUAGGGACUUGAAGUGUGCAAAUGAUCAUAUUGCAAAGCUUGUUUAAUCCUUUUCGCCCUACCAUCAGUAUGCAUAUUUUCUAUACAGUUCUCCUUAACUUUCCAGAGGUGCACCUUUAGUUGAUGUGGCCUUCAUGUUUGAUUCAGGGGUGAUAUUGCAAAGAGAAAUUAAAUACUAGUCACUCUUAGGGGUCAAAUGGUGAGGAGUUUUUAAUUGGCUCGGUUUGGCUCAUGUCGUUUUCAUUUCUCUCACAUUCCAUAUUUGAUCAGUACUAUGCUCAGAUAGACUGUGAGAUGUAUUUUGAAAACUAGAAACCAGACCACUAUAAAAUGAAACAAUAGUGAAAGAAUUUUAAAUCCCUUAUUCAAUGGCGUGACAUUUAAUUGGAGCGGACAAUAAACCUACUGCUUGUAUUAGUACCCACUCCUAAGGGGCUUGAAAAAAUGCUUUGCAAAUCACAAAAUAUCCACAUCUAUUAUAUAUUUAAAGCCAUAAAAUAAGGUUUAUAUAUUGACAGAAUUAUGUGAUGAAUUGAAAGUCCAUUAAUUUGAUUGCAGCUGAUUGAAUCCAGUAGGAUAACUGUAUAUUUAAAGAUAUAUUAGCAUCCAGCUUGUUAUACAUGUAGCACUGUGGUAUAUAAAUGAGCUGUUAUUUUGCAGGUUUGCACCCUACAAUCCUGACCCAAAAUAUUUGAAACAAAAGACCGACAAAGCAAAAGAACUGCUUCAAGAAAUAAACAGCAUUAAAAUUGAUGAAAACAAAAUGAAACCAAGAGAAGUCAAGGCACUUUCUCAGGUACACUUCCUUUAGUGACCAAGACAGAAUUUCUCCUAACAAUAUCAAUACAAUGUCACAAAAACAUGAUGAAAAUAAAGGAAAAUAUCAUAUUGGGGAUUAUAAGUUGAUCCAACAUUAAAUUCUCAGAGGUGAUAUAAUAAGAAAUGUAUAUUGGACAGUAAGGAGAAUUACUUAUGAGAUGGAGGAAGUGAAAGGGUUAAUGAAAAAUUCAAAAUCAAGAUGCCAUUACUAUUUCUCAGUCUUGACAUACAAUGACUAAGCAUGCAAAUUGUUCAGAAGUUGAAUUAUAUCAGUGUGGUUUAAAGAAGUGUAAUAGAUACUGUAUUUAUUUGUCUCUAAGUUGAGCCAUUUUUAGGGGAUGUUCAACUCAAUUUUAGGUAAUGGAUGAUUAUUGUGGCCUUCAGUUCUUAAUCAUAAGAAUUAUUUUUAGGUCAAGCAUUUUCUCCAGCAUACAUUUGGUUCACCAUAUAGUGAGAAUUAUUAUGCUGGAGACUGGAUGCUGGGCCCUGACGUAUUUUGUUGGCAGACAAUUUGUAAUCUCUAUCACAUCCUUGGUGCUUUUGUGUAUCAUGUUAAACCAAAGACUUAUAAGGAUGUGGAACUAGUUAUCAAUACCUUCAAGAGUCAUAAAACUUCAAUUGAUCGUUAUAGGUAUGUACAUAUAUAUUGUGAUAUAAAUGAACUGCUUGGUAGUUAUAGUUGUGAUUUGAUUACAAGGUUUUCUGUAAGUUUUGAAGAGGGUAGGUGUAUCAAGUUUAUAUUUUGUAACAUCUUCACUUUAUACUUAAUUAGAUAUCAAAAGUUUUUGGAAAAACCCCUUGCUGUGUACUUAAUGAUGUUUCCUGGCUGCCUAUGAUUACAACCUCAAUUAAAAUUGCUUCUUCUCUCAAAUGGGAUGUGGGAGCAUCAUAGAUUAACUGCAUUCCCUGUAUUUGGUCAGGCUUCUAUCAUACUGUGAAUGUUCCCAUAGCCAUGAAUACUCAGGGAUGAAGAGGAGUACUAGAAAAACAAUGACCCAAAAAGUAUGCCUGUGAUGGAUUCUGAACUGUGAUUACCCAGUUCAUACUUCAGUCUUGUGGGAAUAAUCCCUUAACACUUUAACUCCCAAGAUCUAAUUGUCAAUUCUCCCCUCUAGCUGUUACACAUUUCCUUGUAAAUUAGUUAGGGGAAUUUGGUGUUAGAUCAAGAUAAUGACUUCUACCUGAUACGUUUGAGUAUUCUCAUCACCCUUUUUUGAAUAAUGUAUGGAUAUUAUAGCGAGAAGUUACAGGUGAAUCACCUUUGGGAGUUAAAGGGUUAAGAAAAAUAUUGAGGGUGCAUUAACCUAAAGUGAUUACAAUUGGUGUGGUUCCUUUCAGUAAGUGGUUGUUGUGUAAAAUAACUCUUUCUCUUGGACCAUAAUCAAAUGAGAAAAGUCAUCCACAUAGUUGUUGUCUGGGAUAUGUUGUAUCUUAAGGGUGCAUAUAAAUUUGGGUGGCACCCUCAAAAGAAGAUAAUAUUGCCCUUUAGGGAUUUUCCCUAUAUUUUCUGAGUUGACACCUUUUGAUUUUCUAGGAGGGGGAAAAGGGUUCAUCAGGCCAGCCUUGCAGCUACAACAUACCUCUGGCAUGGUGCAAAAUUUAUUUUGAACAAAAAAAAAACUGUUAGUGGCUAAGAUUAUCUUCCAGAUUGCAUUUGCGCAUCACUGAUUUGCAAGCACCCACUUGACUAGUUAUGUAGAAAUUGAUGUACAUCUUGUAUAAUCAUGGAUGAAUUAUAUGAAAUCUGGGUUUUGUGAUAUGUUUGAAUUUUGAUAGAGAAAAUAUGAAGUUAGGUGUGAAAGCUGGGAUGAUACGUACAGUAAUUGACUGUCAAGCUGGUGUGGAUGCUCUGAAGGAGAAAUACAGACAGCUUUCAUUGGCUGAUAACAGCAAAGGUAUCCUCAGUGAAGACUUUGUGAAGAACUAUAUUUUGAACUCAGACUACCUAGCUAAUCUGGAGGAUGGAGUGGAGCAGAAAUGGUCCACUGCCCGCAAUGGCAUGAGUGUGAAUGACUCACUAAAAGACGCAUUGAAAGAAGGUGUUGGCCAGCCUUUGUUAGAUCUGAUAAACUACCUUCAGACUGAACAUAGGAGGCACUGUUUGCCAAAUGAUUUUGCAAGUGGUUUGGCCAACUUGCCUGUUGAUUAUGUGUACACUGAUGGUAUUGCUGACAAAAGUCAGCCCACCACAAAAAUUCUGCCAACUGGAGAGAAGCUGAAUGGUAAAGAAUCAUACAAGAUGAUUCUUUCAUAUUUUACAACUACUGACAUUUCGCCUGAGGAUAUUUUCGCUGAGGGAAAGAGACAGUUGGAUUUUUUCUAUGGCCAGGUAAGUUCACCUUGUCACUCUCCAGAGUGAUUAAGACUGAAGGAGAGGAAAGAGAGAAAUGUCUCUAGUCCAGGCAAUUGGAUUUUUAAAUGUCCCCCUAGAGUUCUCUCAAGUUAGUCUCCUAAAUGAAAGGGUUUUCUUUAAAGAAUAAUGGACAGCAUGUAGUUUUUUUUCUAUGAAAGUGGCUUCAAAGGAAUUUCUCCUUACAUCAGUGUGUUCUUCAAUGAAAAUGUAAUGAGAAAGUAGAAAAUUAUCAACUUGGGGAUAGUAUUUUGUAUAACCUCAAAUUCUCACUGCUAAUAUCAUUAGAAAUGUAUGGCAAACAGUUUUGAGAGUUGAUAUUCUUAUCGUUGAAGUGAAAGGGUUAUUCGUUUGAUUCAAUGCCUCUUCCUGUUCCUAGAAUGUUAAUUUUUUUUUUGUAUUCCAGGUAGUAGAUAUUGCGAAAAAGUACACUGGGAAAUCAAAUGAAACAGAAGCUAUCCAGGUAUUUCGCGAUAUACUGAACUCCUCCAGCAUGUGGCACAACAAUGGCUCUUUUCCCAAGAAUGAAUCUGAUGAAAAUGCUUUCAAGAAGUGUACAAGUCCUGAGACAGCUGCUCAGUUCUGUCCAGUGAGGUGGAAGGCCGUCAACAAGUAUGAAAUUUGAGUUGUUAUUAAUUACUUAGGGGGUAUCAGAGCAAGUUUCGAUUGAGUGCAGAAUUGCUUUCUUUUUGCCUUACUUCGUGCACUAUGUGAUUGGUCUAGAAAACUUGCCCCACUUUUUCAAACUAUCGUAAUCAAGAUCUAUAGUGACUGGCGUGGCCAUUUGCGUUUUCCCGCGCUAGAAGCAGACUGCUUGAUGUUACUUUGAACCCUCAUGGGCUUGUUUCAAUAUUUUCUCUUGAUCUGAUUGGUGGUUGGGUUUACUCUUGUUUUGUUUUCACGACACUCAGUCCCACUCAGCAAGUACAAUGGCAUUACCACCUAUGGAGGCAUGCCUUAGGCAAAAUACAUCAUGCCAGUAUACAUCAUUUUGUGAGUCUCGGCCACAUGAUAUCCCAAAACUUCUGAGAUGCAGACACUUUUGUUUCCUUAUGCUUAGUUUCUCUGCCCACUAAAAAGUUAACGAAAGUAUUUUUGUCAUAACAGGGUAAUUUAGUACUAUCAACUGUGUUGAUAACGUAAAUUAGCCACCGUAAAGAGUUGCAAAGCUGAAGUUUCGAGCGUUAGCUCUUCGACAUUCGCUCUGACGAAGGGCUAACGCUCGAAACGUCAGCUUUGAAACUCUUUACGGUGGCCAAUUUACGUUAUCAACUCAGUUGAUAAUACUGAAUUACCCUGUCAUACUUUUUCCACCGACGCAGCACCACAGUUUCUUUAGAAACUCACCCUUUUUAUUUUUGUCGUUAAUUCAGCUUUUUCUCUUACUCUUCAGCCGUUCAUUGAGUUGAAAUUUGAAAGCCUAACCUUGUAUAUUUGUUCACUCCCAGAUGGGCGCGGUACUGUCGUCAAGUAAUGGGGAUGCUUUAUCCAAAGAUCACAAAUGCGUUCUAUUUCACUGGUUCCAAGAACACAGUUCCAAACUGUCCUGUAGAGAUGUUACCACAUUACAAUCCUUCCAAUGGCGCUCAGUUUUUUAUGAUGUCUGAUGCAGAAUGUUCCAAACCCACUUACUUUGGUCUUCCGUUCUUUCUGAAGGACUUCGGCCCAAUCUUCCAAGAGUGGUCCGUUACCGGUCAUGAGGCCAGGCCUGGUCACCAUACUCAGGUGCAAGGUAGGUAUUAGUUGUUUGGUUUUUCUCAGCAACUUGGAGUAUCGAUACUCCCUUUCGAUGGGAUGUUUCAGGUUCCGCUGACAGCUUUCUGGAGCCUGCAGUGCAGGCUUCUUAUGCUGGAGUUAACGUUAUAAGCUCGCGCUCCUUUAUCCGACCGGCCAUGAUUCGUUUGGAGUUAGAUGGUGGGGGAAGGAGGAGGGGGAAGGGCGAGCACUCCCCCACCCUAACCCCUCUCCUUGUUUUUGACCGUCGACUGCCCCCUUGGUACAAAUUUCUUACUCUCCUCAGCCUUCCGAUGCCAUUAAAAUCGAAGAUGGCGACCAUAAUUUCGUUAAGAAAAUACUGAGCACUCGCUCUGCAGGCCGGCUUUCUGGUAGCCAUCGCACUCUUGGGUGGAAAUAGAUACUGUAAUUGGAAAUAUUCUCGCUUAGGAUCAUAACAUUACGACCCUUGACUGGUAUCGAAUCCGCACCUGUCAGUAAGCAACCAAGGGCGUGAACCACCAGGCUACCGCUUGUCCGAAAGUGGAGGAGGCUUUCUCAACUAAUAAGGAAUCCUUGUUGGGAAAUCUUGGCUAUUUUUUGUGGGAGAGAGUCCUCUGACGAAUCAGGAAACGAAGAAAAGGAAAACAAUGUGAUUCCGGAUUACGUGACUACCGGUACAUUACUAGGAUUCGUUUGAGUAUUGACUCGUGUAUUUUGGUGUGCUUUCAGGCCAAGUAGAGCACUUUGCUGACCAGUGUGGAGGAAUACCAGGCUGGCUGGAUAACAACACAUACUACACCGCUUUCACUGAGGGCUGGGGAUUAUACAGUGAAAACCCUGUUCUCUCUGAUGACACGGAUACGUACAAAGACAACCUGCUGCAGAAGUAUGGCAUGGUGAAAUGGCAGGUAUGUGUGAAACUUGAGUGAUUUCUAGGUUCCACUCUACCCAUUUAUUCUGUGUUCACAGGAAUAAUAUUUUAUCUUUUGCCUCGCGCUCACGAAGUAUGCGUUGCAUUACCAAAAUCUCUUACUAAGAUGGUAUUCUUUUGAAGUGUAUUUCUGAUAUACACCAUUUAAAGAUUGUAAUAAAAGCAAAAGAAAUAAUUGUGGCACAAGAAACCAUAACAGAAAGUCUUGUCUAAACAGGGCAAUCGUAAAGCACCAGCGUCUUAAAUCUGUGGUAUGCAAGCUUAGUUAUCAUGGCGCCAGUUUUGAAAAAUUGAUAAACAUGUAGCCUAUUAAGUAAGUUUCUACAAGUAGAGUUAUACUUAGCAUUCACGUUUUUUUGUCUGCUUGUUUCUUUGUUUGUUAUUUUUGUCAUGCAGACCUGGCGUGCAGUACGACUUAUUGUGGACACAGGGCUGCAUUAUCGAGGUCUCAGUAGGUAAGUUCAUGUUCCUGUCAUGUUGUGUGUGGUUGACUGUUUUUUGAAAGCUGUAAGCUGCAAGUUGUACUGGUAGCUUUUUCCAAAAUUCUCACACCUCCACCCCAACGAUGCUUUUUGCGAAGUCGCACAAAACAAUAUUUUUUCCUUUAGAACUGAAGCCCUUGCGAUGUUCGAAAAAUAUGCUUGGGACACUUCGGAUUUUGCAGUGAAGGAAGUUACACGGUACCAGAGCGUGCAAGGCCAGGCAACGGCGUACAUGCUGGGGAGACUGACGCUAAUGCAGCUGCGUAGCAAGACUAAGGAAGCCUUGGGGAAGAAUUUCAACCUUAAGGAUUUCCAUUACCAGGUGUUAAGUCAAGGGUCAGCUCCGCUGUCUUUCCUACAGUCUUAUAUCGAUAGGUACAUCAAGUGCAUGAAAAAGGAACUUGGGAACGAGGAGUGCAGUUAUGUGCUCAAACCGGUUAAACCUGAUAAAACCGCUAAAGCUGAAGUGUCUGCUAAGCAAAUGCCCCCUAUGAUUGAAAAAAGGCACUAUGUUUAGCCCGCCCAAACUGCUCUAGGUUGUUUUUCAGCGUUUUUGUUUUUUACAUUAGAUCGUUUAUCGAUUGUAUCAAAUUGUUUUGCCUGAGAUGUUUUUUUUUCUUUUUCAUGCUAGACUACCUUACGCACACUUGUAAAGCUCAGAAACUUACUAUUGAUAAAGCUUUGCAAAGUUAUAAUUUUCGGGAUAAAAUAUCAUCUGUUUAGUUUGUAAAGCACCGAUGGCUUAGUAACGGAACUGCAGUUUUAAAAAGAAACAGCUCUUUUUCAAGGGGCUGGCUGUUAGGAAGGCGUUCAGCGCGAAAACUAGAAUUUAAAAGUCAACCACUGUGUUAAUUUCUCUCUUUUAAAUGCACAUAUUGGAGAAAGGGUUAAAGGAGUUUUAGCGCGACAUAAAGCAAAACUGAAGAAAAUAGAGUAGAAAUGGCUUAAUUGUCAGCAAAUCAAAUAGUUCUAUCAAAUAUUCGCACUAAUCCUUGGUUGACUUAAUCGUCUUUUGAACAUACCGGCCCUCGGGCAGAUUUUCGGUUGUGGUAAUCCAGUUGUAAAUGAUACUAUUAAAAUUACACAGUCCCUCAACAGU
This is a messenger RNA of Pocillopora meandrina, 8301 nucleotides long. NCBI's taxonomy places the organism in Eukaryota, Metazoa, Cnidaria, Anthozoa, Scleractinia, Pocilloporidae. The record is from the annotation of a GenBank genome assembly.